AUGGUGCAUAAGGCCCUCGUUCUCGCUCUUGGCUCUCUUGUUCUCUCUGUGUGCACACCGGGGGAGGAGGAAGAGGUGGCGUGGGGUGGGAAGAGACCAGAAUGGAAUAUCAAGAUAGAAGGCGAGAGAGAACAGGACGACGAGGAAUUCACGUACCUUCAGUACACGGGGUACACUCCAAGUACCGGCCGUCAUUGGACUCUGCGGGGAGGUACCUACAAGGGACUCGAGGCCGAGGGCGCUGUAUUUACCGUAAUUACCAUACCCCGCGACGGCAUGCCUGGAUUUGAAGGGUUCCAAAUUUUCCAAAUUUCCCCCUCUUCCAGCUUGUUCGAACAAGCGUGGACUCCUGAACAGCUGGCACUGAGAGGAUCCAUCGAAGUCAGCGAUGUUAGCGAUCACCGGGGCGUUACAGGGAUCCGGCCCGGGGUCAAUUUCGAGUGCUCGGUUGCGACUACUACUCACGAACUCUCGAGACUCCCUGGCCUUGCUACAACCUGGAUUUCCGAGGAGCUACGAGACGAGGGAACUUAUCGACUCCAGUAUCCACCGGGAUCGGGGACGGAGCUGCCAGUGUGUCGCGUACGGUCAUUUUACGCCCGGAAAGCCCGGUGGAACGCCGAGGAUCAGCUGUCUGGGUCGAGAUUUUCACACAGUCUUUUUUCCGCUGCCAUCUAUUCCUGGAUCAAAGCGAACACAGUGGCAUCCAGAGUGAAUCUGGCUCACCAUCAACGUGCGGCGUUGGGGGGGGCGAGGGGGCAGGUGGUCACGAUAGGCGCUAUCAGCGGCCCCUCCGAAGCUCUCCCCAGCUCCCAGCUUUCCAGCUCUCAAGCUCUUCCAGAAGCUCCCGAAGGAGAGGAGCUCCGGGUGGCAAACUCCUUAGCGCCACGUUACGCCCGUAUUACCACCGGAGACAACGGAGGCGGGAUCAGGCCGCGUACCGUUGCCUUCCUGGUCGACCGACCUGAAGAAAAUCUCCCCAUACAAAAGGAGUUGUCAAAGAGAUCUGCGACCGAGCAUACAAAGAGAAUCAAGAGCGCCCGCCGACUCUCAAUACCUGUAGGGAAUGGCGAAGAAGUCCCAGCUCUUUCCCCCCGCGGGGGCACCGUUCGCCGUUCGCAGACUGAGGCUUAG
This is a messenger RNA of Penicillium macrosclerotiorum, 1134 nucleotides long. RefSeq lists its product as uncharacterized. The record is from RefSeq and is a predicted model, not a curated record. Bases 1 to 1134 code for a protein of 377 amino acids. The transcript has 3 exons. Lineage: Eukaryota; Fungi; Ascomycota; Eurotiomycetes; Eurotiales; Aspergillaceae.